Molecule: messenger RNA, 2112 nt
Organism: Lasiodiplodia theobromae
Lineage: Eukaryota; Fungi; Ascomycota; Dothideomycetes; Botryosphaeriales; Botryosphaeriaceae
Product: Phosphoinositide phosphatase
Exons: 3
Coding region: 1-2112 (703 amino acids)
Biological process (GO): phosphatidylinositol dephosphorylation
Cellular component (GO): endoplasmic reticulum
Molecular function (GO): phosphatidylinositol-4-phosphate phosphatase activity
Source: RefSeq, a predicted model, not a curated record
AUGGCUGCGAUCCUUCCGUUCCGGGACAUUAAUGUCCACGCCUCGCCUUCCUACUACGCCUUUUCCUCACCCUCAUCGCCCUCCGCGCCCACCCUCGUCGUCGACCGGCCCUCCGGAGACUUGCGCCUCAACGAUGGCAAACUGCUCGGCGGCCAGCGUGUUUCCAGCAUUGCUGGCGUUUUGGGAAUGAUCAAGCUGCGCCUAGACAAGUACAUUAUCGUCAUCACCAAGGCGCAACCUGUCGGAAGGCUCAAGGGCCACAUGGUGUACAAGGUUGCUGCCACCGAGUUCCUGCCCCUCCGCGAGCGCCCGCUGCAUGAUCCUGACGAGGACACCUACCUUUUCUACCUGAAGACGCUGCUCAAGCAGGGGCCCAUGUACUUUUCGUACUCCAUCGACAUCACCAACAGCUUCCAGCGCCAGGCUCAGAGCGACUUUACCCAGCCUUUGUGGAGGCGUGCCGACGAUCGCUUUUUCUGGAACCGCUUCAUUCAGUCUGAUCUGAUUGACUUCCGGAAUGGCACCUCCGGCUCGUCCGGCUUCCGCACUGCGGGCGGCCCACAGAAGGAUGUGGACCCCUAUAUCUUGCCCGUCAUGUUUGGCAUGAUGGAGAUUAAGAACACGUCAAUUAAGGGAAACCCCCUGACCUUCGUUCUCAUUACCCGGCGCUCCAGACACCGGGCCGGAACUCGCUACUUCUCUCGUGGAAUCGACGAGAACGGAAAUGUGUCCAACUUCAACGAGACUGAGCAAGUGAUCAUUCUCAAUGACAAUGCAUCAAACGGCCCCGGAGGAUUUGCCGCAGGCUCCGCUCUUCAGUCUAGCGGGAAACCGGAAACCCAGGUUUUGUCCUACGUGCAGACGAGAGGCAGCGUACCGGUGUAUUGGGCCGAAAUUAAUGAGCUCAAAUAUACCCCUAAAUUGCAGAUCCGUGGGGUGGAAAGCGCUGUGUCAGCCGCCAAGCGCCACUUCAACGAGCAGAUACGUCUGUACGGCGACAACUACCUCGUCAAUUUGGUGAACCAGAAGGGUCGCGAACGGGCCGUCAAGGAAGCCUACGAGAAGAUGGUCGAGCUUCUGGUUUCUUCGCCUGCCGAAAGCACGGAAUCGGACCAGGUCACUAGCGAGAAGUUCACCGUUAUCGAACCUGAGGGUGAGAAGCAGCGGUACGACCGCAUCCACUACACGUACUUCGACUUCCACAGUGAAACGAAGGGACUCCGGUGGCACCGUGCUGCACUGCUGCUUCAACAACUGGAGGGGCCGAUCAAGGAGAAUGGCUACUUCAGAGGCGUCGACAUGCCGGGCGAUCCGAAUGGCAAGAUGGAGAUCCGCAGCCGGCAGACGUGUGUUGUGCGUACCAAUUGUAUGGACUGCCUGGAUCGUACCAAUGUCGUCCAAAGCAUGCUGGGACGCUUCAUUCUCAGCCGUAUGCUCAUCGACCUGGGCAUUCUCCGCGAAGGCGAGAAUGCGCAGGACGAUGCUGCAUUUGAGGACAUCUUCCGUAACAUUUGGGCCGAUAACGCCGAUGUCGUCUCCAAGUCUUACUCGGGCACAGGAGCACUGAAGACGGACUUCACCCGUACAGGAGAGCGGACGAAGGCUGGUAUGCUGCAGGAUCUCAACAACUCCAUCACUCGUUACAUCAAGAACAACUUCCUUGAUGGCCCGCGCCAGGAUGCUUUUGACCUGUUCCUGGGCACGUACCUUCCUUCGACUUCGAACAUUGGCAACAGUCUUCUCUUUGUUGAUCGGAGACCACUUGCCAUUCAGUCGAUCCCUUACAUCCUUGCUGGAUGUGUCUUCUUCAUUUUCAUUUCUGCUUUCACUAGAAGGUCCCCUGACGCUUACGUCUGGCCUCUGCGCAUCCUUGUGCUACUUUGCUUCGCCGUGACUCUUAUUUGCUUCCGCUUCAUCCAGACCCACGGCACAUUCUACGUCAACUGGCCGAAGUUGAACACGCCUUCUUACGCCGUCGAGGGCUAUCAGGACGCGAUGUCGCACGUGCAGAAGGACCCUCUCUUGGGACCGUUGGUGGCAAGGCACGAGAGGGGCAAGAGCGAUGCGAGGCUUCUUUACCUGGAAGAGGGCAACAAGAAGAGAAUAGAAUAA